AUGGUCUCCAAAUCAAGCCCCAUCCACAUCGUCGGCGGAGGCGCCUUUGGCCUCUCCACAGCCCUGCACCUCACCAAGGACGGCUAUACGAACAUCACCGUCUUUGAGCGCGACGAGCAGAUCCCCCCUCGCUACUCUGCUGCGAACGACCUGAACAAGAUCGUGCGUGCCGAGUACGAGGAUCCCUUCUACACGGAUCUGACAGUGAAAGCAAUCUCCGCAUGGAAAACCCCCCUCUUCGCCCCGCACUUCCACCAAACGGGCUUCCUGCACUGCGUCUCGGGCGCCGCCCCCGAAAAGGCCAUCGGGACUCUAAAGCGCUUCCAAGCCGCCGCAGACGCCCACCCAGAUAUCAAACCGCACGUCGUGCCCCUCAACGGGCCCGGCGACAUCCGCCCCUGGUUCUGGCAGUGCGACGGCGCUCUCCCGGGCUGGCACGGCUAUCUGAACCGGUUCGACGGGUACGCGCACUCGGGGAAUGCCCUGGCUGGGAUCUACAAAUACACUCAGGCUGCUGGGGUGAAGUUCUUCCUAGGACACCAGCAGGGCGGUGUUGCCGAGGUUGUAUAUAACAAGGAAGGACGGGGAACAGGUGUCCGCACGCGCGAUGGGAAAUUCCACCCGGCCUCGCUGGUGAUCGUAGCAGCGGGCGCGGGAGUUGGAAAGUUGCUUCCUGAACUCGGGACGCAGAUUGUAGCGAAGUCGUGGUCUGUUGCGCAUGUGCUGCUAACGGAUGAAGAGACGAGUGCGCUGCGCGGGAUCCCGAUUACUUAUGCGCGCGACUUUGGGUUCUACUUUGAGCCGGAUCCGAAGACGAAUUUGCUCAAGAUCUGUCCUAUGGGGGGUGGGUAUGUCAAUACGGAUCCGCGGACGGGGGUUUCUCAUGCGCCGGAGGAUCUGGAGACGAGUCGGUUCUUGCCGGCGGAGGAUGAGGGGAGGAUAAGGAAGUUACUGGAGCAGACGCUGCCGGGGUUGGCGAAGAGGCCGCUGGUGCAGAAGACGCUGUGCUGGUUUGCGGAUACGAAGGACUCGGAUUUCAUUGUGGAUUAUGUGCCGGGCAGUAAUGGGUCUGUGGUGGUGCUGUCUGGGGACUCGGGGCAUGGGUUCAAGCUGUUUCCGAUUGUGGGCGAGUGGACGAGGGAUCUGUUGGCUGAGCAGAGCAAGACGCAGAAGAUUGCCAGAUGGCGAUGGAAGAGUCCCCAGGCUGAGGAUAAGGCGAGCUGGGGGGAGGAUGUCAGCUGGAGACUGGGGGAGACGAGAGAACUGAGGGAUGUUCUCCCUGGAAAGACAAAGCUGUAA
This is a messenger RNA of Aspergillus puulaauensis, 1299 nucleotides long. Its product is annotated as NAD(P)/FAD-dependent oxidoreductase. Gene Ontology annotation, molecular function: flavin adenine dinucleotide binding; sarcosine oxidase activity; saccharopine oxidase activity. The coding region runs from base 1 to 1299 and encodes 432 amino acids. The transcript has 2 exons. The record is from RefSeq and is a predicted model, not a curated record. NCBI's taxonomy places the organism in Eukaryota, Fungi, Ascomycota, Eurotiomycetes, Eurotiales, Aspergillaceae.